AUGUCGGACGAGACCUUCUUGGAUACAGAGAAAACCUUGGUACGAAAACUGGAUAGGACCUUGAUGCCAGUUGUAUUCAUUCUCUAUCUCUUCAAUUAUCUAGAUCGAAACAACAUUGCGCAAGCCAAGCUCGACUCUUUUGAAGCGGAUCUUGGGCUGACCGGAAACAAUUAUAGUACAGCUGUUUCAAUCUUGGUCCCAGGAUACAUGUUGAUGCAGCUCCCGAGUAACAUGAUCUUGACUCGAGUUCGACCGUCUCUCUAUAUCCCAUUCUGGGUUUGUCUCUGGUCUUGCGUUUCGGCUAGCACAGCUGCGGUACAUAACUUUCAGGGGCUGAUCGCCGUUCGAUUUAUCCUUGGUAUAACAGAGGCCCCUUUCUUUCCUGGAGUCUUCUAUCUCCUUUCGUGCUGGUAUAGAAAAGGGGAGCUUGCACUACGAUUUGCAAUUUUAUAUUCAGGCCUAGUGCUAGCGACCGCUGUAUCCGGCCUUUUGGCAGCAGGAAUCUUCUCUGGACUGGACGGUGUAGCUGGUCUUGCUGGCUGGCGUUGGCUUUUCAUUAUCGAGGGCGCCGUAAGCUUUCUUCUCGGCCUCAUCGCCUUCUUCUUCCUCCCCGAUUUCCCGGGGUCAGCGACUGGCAGCGCGCGAUGGCUACUGAGUGAAGAGGAGCGCCGCAUAUCAUCCUACAGGAUGUCACUCGAUUCUAUCUCGAGCCAAGAGACCAACAGAUCUGUUCGUCAUGGUCUGAAAUUGGCUUUAUGCGACUAUAAGGUCUGGAUCUUUUCACUGAUUCUAUGCUCGAACCAAACUGCGUAUGGUUUCAACUAUUUCUUUCCGUCUAUUGUCCGAGGUUUUAAUCUCGGAAGUCGCACUAUCACCCUCGUUUGCACAGCACCGCCCUACAUCAUUGGUGCAGUCGUAUCGUACUUCAUUGCCUGGUCUAGCGACCGCAAGUAUGAGAGAGGAUACCAUAUCUGUGCACCGCUAGCCUUUGCUGUAGUUGGAUUUACUCUAAGCGUCAGUAUCCUUAAUAUUGUCGCUAGGUACUGCGCUUCUUUUAUAUACAUCUCUGGCGUGUUCGGGGCCAAUGCUGCUGUCUACAGCUGGGCAGCGUUCACCGUGGGGGAUACAUCUGAGAAGAAGGCUGCCGCUACUGCAAUCAUCAACAUCAUGGGACAGUUUGGUAAUAUCUGGAGCCCAUAUUUCUUCGAUCCGAAUGAUGAACCUCGAUAUAGCAGAGCAAUGAUCUUGCUCAUUGCCUUUUGUGGGCUUGAAAUCGCCCUAAGCCUUACUAUGAAGGCGAUAUUACGGAGGGAGAACAAGAAAAUUCUGGCUCGAACUGAAGUAUCUGGCAACCUUCCGGGCUUGUACAUGCUUUAG
This is a messenger RNA of Aaosphaeria arxii CBS 175.79, 1377 nucleotides long. RefSeq names its product MFS general substrate transporter. Lineage: Eukaryota; Fungi; Ascomycota; Dothideomycetes; Pleosporales. Gene Ontology annotation, biological process: transmembrane transport. Bases 1 to 1377 code for a protein of 458 amino acids. Gene Ontology annotation, cellular component: membrane. The transcript is spliced from 4 exons. Gene Ontology annotation, molecular function: transmembrane transporter activity. The record is from RefSeq and is a predicted model, not a curated record.